Molecule: messenger RNA, 1287 nt
Organism: Rotaria socialis
Lineage: Eukaryota; Metazoa; Rotifera; Eurotatoria; Philodinida; Philodinidae
Source: the annotation of a GenBank genome assembly
AUGAGUCGCUACUAUUCCGAUUCGGACAGUGAAUAUAUUAAUCAUCGUCGGCGAUCCAAUAAUGUACGUGGAUCUGGUUGGCAAUCACCAUUGCCAACAUUGACAAAAACUGGUGGCAUCCCUUCAUCAUCGUCUUCCACCUCUAUAAUACCCAUUGUUGUAGAAUCACCGUUUGGUCUAAAAAAAUACGAUUAUUCUAUUGAUACAUCUCAAUAUGGUCGUUUAAUUAUUACUGCAUAUCGUCGACGAAUUCCACCAUCUGAUUAUCGGUCAACAAACAAUAAAAAUCAUAUUGCUAUACAAACAUUUUCAAUUCCAUCUGAUGCUGAUGUUGAUCAUUUACAGUCUCAUAUCGAACGUGAUACAAAUCGUUUAAUUAUUGAAAUUCCUCGUCAGAAGCGUGCACACAUUCGUACACCUCGUGCACCCAAUGUUAACAAUGCAAGUCAUGCGGGUAGUCGUUUGUUACGCUCACCAGAUAUUGAACGUAUGUUAACAUCACCAACAACUGCUCCACAAUUAAUACGCGAUGAUCAAAAAUCUAGUGGAAAAAUUUCUAGUAAUAAUCGAAAACUUGAAUAUCGUAUUGAUUGUCGAGGCUAUACAGCGGAUGAACUUGAAGUAUUUAUUCAGGGAAGAGAUUUAAUUGUACAAGGUAAAACUAAUAGAUUAGCAUCACCAGAUCCCACCCAACAACGUGUAUCAAAAAAAUUCUCACGUAAAAUAACAUUGCCGCGUACAGUUGAUUUAACAAAAGUAGUUUCUUAUUUGGAACAUGGAGAAUUACGUGUUGAAGCCCCAUUGAAACGUGGGGUUUAUUAUAAUGAUGAAGAAAUUAUUAUACCUGGACCGCCACCACAACCAACAGCAUCAUCAUCUUUAACAGCAAAUCUUCCAAAUGCUACAUCAAUGUUAAACUUUGAAAAUCGUGUUCGAUCCCCCUCACCAUACUAUCGUUAUCAUAAUCGACACAAUGAAUGUAUGAGCCGUCGUCGAGAUUAUAAUAGUUCCAAUAGUCGACAAUUAUUAAAUCCAACACGUCGUGUACGUUCAGUUGAAGCUCUUCGCUAUCCUCUUUAUAAGUCACCGCGUGAACUUGAUGAAGACGAUUCUCAAGAACAAGAUAAUCAACGACGACGAACUGUUAACUGUGAACGUCAUAAUGCCACCGAUCGAAAAGAACUAGAUCAACAGUCUAUAUACAGAUCGGUUCAUUCACCAGCAACUACAAGCAUGGGUCAUCAUCGUAACUAUCCGCCGGACGAUGAGAACUAUUUGAAAUUUUGA